CUGUGGUGGUCGCGGUUGGUCAGUGUUGUCAGAAGAGCAGCAUGAGACCCUUCUCUGCUCGGAUCAUGAAAACACGGGGAUGUUUGGAGGAAAAGACAGUUUGACAUCUCACUCAAAGAAAAGAAACAUGUGGAAGACUCUAACCCUGACAUGGAUAGUUGCACUGGCGCUGGGUACAGAGGUGUCUCGGUCAGAGGAUGUGGGGACCACGGGGGCUGUCGGGACGACGUUGGAGGAGCAGAAUAUCAGCAACGUAUCAAAAGCGCCGGGAAUGUCCCGACAACAGAUCCUCGCUGCUCAGUUUGAGUGUUACUUGAAGAUAAUCCGUGAUCCCCCUCGCACAGAUGACGGUACGUUCUGUAACCGCACAUGGGACGGCUGGCUGUGCUGGGGGGAUACAGCUCCAGGGAUGGUCAUGCAGAUGUGUCCAGAAUACUUUCUCGACUUUGACCCUGCAGAGAAGGUAACCAAAGUGUGUAAUUCUGAUGGCCAGUGGUUUCACCACCCGGAGAGCAACAGAGUCUGGACUAACUACACCCAGUGCUCAGCCCACACCAAAGACAAACUCAAGUUUGCCUACAGUCUGUACUACUUGGCCAUGGUGGGUCACUGCCUCUCUAUUGUCUCCCUCACCAUCUGUCUCAUCAUCUUCUCCUACUUCAAGAGUCUCAGUUGCCAGAGGAUCUCGCUCCACAAAAACAUGUUUCUCUCCUUCAUCUUGAACUCCAUCUUCACCAUAAUCUGGCUCUCGGUCACUGUGGCCAACACCCAGGCCAUACAUGCCAACAACCCCGUGAGCUGUAAAGUCCUGGCUGUGCUGAUUCAGUACUUGUCCACUUCAAACUACUUCUGGAUGCUGUGUGAGGGCAUCUACCUCCACACACUCAUCAUAGUGGCCGUGUUUGUCGGGGAGCAGCAGCUCUUCUGGUACUACGUCCUGGGAUGGGGUUUUCCCAUCGUUCCUGCCGCAACAUAUGCUGUGGCACGUGGAAUCUACUUUAAUGACCAGUGCUUUAUCAGCUCUAACACACAACUGGUCUAUAUCACUCAUGGGCCCAUUCAGGCUGCACUGAUUGUAAACUUUUUCUUCCUCCUGAACAUCGUGCGGGUCCUGAUCAUGAAGCUGAGGGAGACUCACUGCGCCGAGUCCACGGCCUACAUGAAGGCCGUGAGAGCCACCCUCAUCCUCAUCCCUCUGCUGGGAGUCCAGUACGUCCUCUUACCCUGGAGGCCCGGGGAACGCAUCAGCCGGGCCAUCUAUGAGUUCUUUGUGAAUAUCUUCUGCCACUUUCAGGGACUCCUGGUGGCUAUUAUAUUCUGUUUCUGCAACGCUGAGGCGCAGACAGCUCUGAGGAGGAAGUGGGCUCAGUGGAAGUCUGCCUGGGAUAAAACCGGCUGGGGAGACACGCCCAUCACCAACAACCACUACAGCUACCACCACAACUCCUCCAUCACAGAAACCAGCCGGGUCACCAUGAGCCUGGAGCAACCUGCCGCCCUGCCCUCUGCGCAACACGUAAACAGCGACGCCGUGUCCGAGGAGCAGCAGAAGAGCAACGGGGAAGUGGACAUGCUCAACAAGCUGGAGACCACCGACAUCUGAGUGAGGUGAAGACUGUUGUUCAAGAAACACACGAACACUCGUUCACUUACAUGUUGAUGCAGAAAGACGGAGAGGACGGAGAAAUGGAAAGGUUGUCUGUGAUUUUUCAAAAAAAAGGUGAAGCACACUGGGUGGUGUUGUACAGUAUGUGCAGAAUAUUUGAAAAGCACUUAAAAGUUAUGUGAUGUUCACACAUACACACAAUGAAGAGAAAGCAGUCGUGUGUGUUUUUGUACAUGCAUUUUGUAACGAGGGUGAAGUAAUCCUUCUUCCUUUCUUUCUUUCUUUCUUUCUUUAUGUUUGGCUUGAAGAAUGUAUUUGAUGUUAGAAUUGAGACAGGAGCAAAGUUCCUAACCUGCUGUUUUAAAUAUCAAAGAUUGAAGAGCACAGUGUUCAAAUUUCAAAUUUUUUAGUGAUAUGUAAGGGAUAUGAGUUUUAUAAUGAGUCAUUUGAGGUGUAGAAUGAAUAAAAAAAAAAGGCAUGGUAGGGAGACGGUGAGCACCCUCUUCUGUUACAGAAAGUAACAUAAGUUAAAGCAGGAUAGAUAACACAGUAAACAUCUAGCUUGUGAGGAAGUCACAACUAAAGGCUUAGCUGAAGGCUAACCAUGGCCUGUUGACCCUGUUAAUUAGACUAAACCACUAAAUUACUUUAAAAAGCUGACACAGAAGAACAGAUAAAUAGUAGUACAUUUACCCCCAGCAUUUCUUGAGUUGUAAAUACUACAGGCUCAAUGAAAAAAAAAUGUUCUGGGUGCUAAACUAGGCCUUUUAACAUUUCUGUCAGUUUAAGUGUGUCCGCCAAAUUAAAAGCUUUAAAGGUCACAUAUUAUCCUCCUUUUCAGUUUCAAGAAGUCUCAGAGCUCCCCGAAACAUGUCUGUAAACG
Labrus bergylta (ballan wrasse) is the source of this 2489-nucleotide messenger RNA. RefSeq names its product calcitonin receptor-like 2 (gene calcrl2). Gene Ontology annotation, cellular component: plasma membrane. NCBI's taxonomy places the organism in Eukaryota, Metazoa, Chordata, Actinopteri, Labriformes, Labridae. The record is from RefSeq and is a predicted model, not a curated record. Gene Ontology annotation, molecular function: calcitonin gene-related peptide receptor activity; calcitonin receptor activity; adrenomedullin receptor activity. Gene Ontology annotation, biological process: angiogenesis; cell surface receptor signaling pathway; adenylate cyclase-activating G protein-coupled receptor signaling pathway.